AGGUUGACGAGGCACUGGAGAGGCUCUGCAUUUCUGCUGAUCCGACCGAGGCGCUUAUUUUUACAUGAAUAAUACACCUCAGCGUGGUGUUGGUAAAAUAGCUGAUUGAAGAAUAACCCAAACAGCAGAUUCAUAAUGGAAUCUUAUGACAUUAUAGCAAACCAGCCGGUUGUAAUUGAUAAUGGCUCUGGUGUUGUCAAAGCUGGGUUUGCUGGAGACCAGAUUCCUAAAUACUGUUUUCCAAAUUAUGUGGGACGACCCAAGCAUGUCCGGGUGAUGGCUGGGGCCCUCGAGGGGGACAUCUUCAUUGGCCCUAAAGCUGAGGAGCACAGGGGGUUGCUGUCUGUGCGUUACCCGAUGGAGCACGGCAUCGUGAAGGACUGGAACGACAUGGAGCGCAUCUGGCAGUAUGUGUACUCCAAAGAGCAACUGCAGACCUUCUCCGAGGAGCACCCGGUGCUCCUGACAGAGGCGCCGCUGAACCCCAGUAAAAACCGUGAGCGUGCAGCGGAGGUGUUCUUCGAGACCUUCAACGUGCCCGCGCUCUUCAUCUCCAUGCAGGCAGUGCUCAGUCUAUAUGCCACGGGCCGAACCACGGGGGUGGUGUUGGACGCCGGAGACGGGGUGACGCAUGCCGUUCCCAUCUAUGAGGGGUUUGCUAUCCCGCACUCCAUCAUGCGAGUGGACAUCGCUGGCCGGGAUGUAUCCCGUUACCUUCGUCUGCUGCUGCGCAAGGAGGGCUACGACUUCCACACCUCUGCUGAAUUUGAGGUGGUGCGCACCAUCAAGGAGAGAGCCUGCUACCUCUCCCUAAACCCUCAGAAGGACGAGACCCUGGAGACAGAGAAAGCUCAGUACACCCUCCCUGAUGGAAGCACUCUGGACAUCGGACCGGCCCGGUUCCGGGCACCGGAACUGCUGUUCAGGCCUGACCUGAUCGGGGACGAGAGCGAGGGGAUUCAUGAAGUGCUGGCCUUCGCAAUUCAGAAAUCUGACAUGGACCUGCGACGCACACUCUUCUCCAACAUCGUCCUGUCUGGAGGGUCAACACUCCUCAAAGGGUUUGGUGACCGAUUACUGAGUGAGGUGAAGAAACUUGCGCCUAAAGAUGUGAAAAUCAAGAUCUCAGCACCACAGGAGAGGUUAUAUUCCACAUGGAUAGGGGGAUCCAUCCUGGCCUCCCUGGACACCUUUAAGAAGAUGUGGGUUUCUAAGAAGGAGUAUGAAGAAGAUCGUGUCCGUGCCAUCCACAGGAAGACGUUUUAAUAGGGGACCUGUCCCUCUGGCCUUCCUCUCCCUGGUUCUCCCGCCCUCUGCCUCAAGCUUGACCUUUCUCCUACCCAUUCUAUACUCCCACGGGGACCCUGCCCCUUGCCCCCUGCCCUCCCAGGCUUGCAAUGCCUUCUGUUGCUCCGAACCCCUUCUCAUCGGGACUCUUGCUGUUGGGGGGGGUUUGGGCAGGCAGUGUGUGUUCAGUCGACACCCUGUUAGUACCCAUCAGUCACACAAACAGCUUUUCAGGGCAUCAGUCACCACUAUUCACUCUCACUUAAAUUACUGAAGGUAAAUUCUAUUCCAUGCUUAAGUAUUUAUUAGACUAUUUACCCUGCCCUGUCCAGCGGUUUUGUCUGCUCCAGGAGCCAGCUGGUGAUUUUUGGUGCAGUGUGUUCCCUGUCCUAACACGCUGUUUACGCUUGGGUGAACCUUGCAGUUCAGUCAGCCAUGUUAGUGCAGGUGAAAGCUCGGCUGUGCUGGAGCACGGCAAACCCUGGGCAUUGCCGUGGCCCUCCAACACACACACAACCUGGAAUUGAUUUGGAUGGAAACGGAAGGUGUGAAUGUUUUACUCUCUUGUAAAAAUGUCAUUCCACAGAUGAAGAGGAUGGUUUUUCUCUCUGUAAUGUGGUUGUCUCAGUUAGAUGUGACCCUGUGGAUGUCUGUCGUAGAAGUCAUGAUCGUAGUGCUUCUCUUUGGUUUGUCAUUGCUUGUUAGUGUCAUGGGGUUGUCGGUGAACCACUGCUCUCCACCACUACAGUCCUAUACAGGUAGUUGGUCCAUUCCACUUCGAGGGAUGCUGUAUACUCAGAUUCUACAUACCUAGCUAGAUUUGUUGCUGCUUGAAAUUUUGACCGGUGUUACCCUGAGUAUGCUUUUACUGUGGAACCAUCAAUAUAGGACGGAUGUAAAGACUUUGGGAUGUGUUGCUUACUUUUUUUGUUUACAUGCUCUGAACAUAUUUAUAAACUUUAGUUCCAAACUCCAUGCAUUUCCACCUAGUAGUCCACUUCAUCAAGGCCACCCCAAUCCUGCCCAGCACGUACGGCUCUGAGGGGAUUUAUGCUACUCCCAAAUAACCUUUGGUUUCUUGUCAUCUCCAAACAGCAGAAGGUGUUGCUUAAAUCUUUGGUAGACAUAUUAAAUGAAGGAUGCAACUGAUGACAGGCUUAUUUUGUCCAGUAAUUGUUAUUCUUGUGAUACACUUCCUCUAUAAAUAACAAAUAGCAUGAUCAGAAACCUUUAUCUGUGAUUCUGAAUUUCGUGGUCCAUCUAAAACAAUGAAGCAGACACUAAAAUAAUGGAAACACCAGCUGGGUCACGAUUUUGCAGAGACGAGCUUAAAAAACCCUUAAAACAACACAAUAGAGAUAAUGUCCAAGAAUCUGAUAAUGUAGACAUUUAAAAGAGGUUUUGAGUUUUUAAAGAACACAUUAGAAUGUACCGAAGUUAUGUGACAUUUUGUACAAGAUAAAUGUGGAAUGACAGCAGAGGCUUGUUGAAAAGGGGAAACAUGGAUAGAAAUGUAAAAAAACCCCACUUGAACACACAUCUAAAACACGAGUGCAGAAGUUAACCCUUCCUAGCCAAGGUACAACUGCACUCUUACCUGCUGGGGACUGAAGGCUCUCAUCUAAAGACAUAGAACAACACAGUGUGAUGAGACAGGUGUGUGUAGCCUUGGAGAAAGUCAACCAUAUUGUUAAAUGCAGAUCCCAGCUGUUUUAUUGAUUUUUUUAAUUUUUUUUAUUUUUUUUUUACUUUUUUUUUGGGGGGGGGGGGGGGGAGUAACAACUGUCGCUACGCUGAAGAGGAAAAACCCAACUCCUAAUUACGGAUCUGUGAAAGAGCAAGCAGGUGUUUCCAUUAUUGUGUUUCAGCACCUGGUUAAAGUGUGAGGAGCUGGUCUGCAGCCUGCCCUGCCUGAGGCAGGACUGCACUGGCUUUACCGCAAUGUCCAAACAUUGUCCUUUUUUCUUUUUUCCUUUUUUAAAGAUAUAAUCAUCAGCCUUGUGUACAGUGCAUUGCUAUUAAAAAUGACUAAAAUGUACAAUAUUGUUCCUUCAGCUGUUGCUUUUAUUUUCAUUUUGUAAAUUCAUGAUGAUAAAUAAAUUAAUGACCGCUGUCUGAAUUCAGCGCUUUCCUCUUCAA
Messenger RNA from Electrophorus electricus (electric eel), 3426 nucleotides. It is a transcript of the gene actr1b, whose product is annotated as actin related protein 1B. The record is from RefSeq and is a predicted model, not a curated record. Lineage: Eukaryota; Metazoa; Chordata; Actinopteri; Gymnotiformes; Gymnotidae.